Molecule: messenger RNA, 1833 nt
Organism: Dreissena polymorpha
Lineage: Eukaryota; Metazoa; Mollusca; Bivalvia; Myida; Dreissenidae
Product: sodium/myo-inositol cotransporter 2-like
Exons: 16
Coding region: 1-1386 (461 amino acids)
Biological process (GO): transmembrane transport
Cellular component (GO): plasma membrane
Molecular function (GO): D-glucose:sodium symporter activity
Source: RefSeq, a predicted model, not a curated record
AUGGCGACUGUGACUGGAACCUAUCUCCACGUGUCUGACAUCGUAGUCAUCAUCGUCUACUUCCUGCUCGUGCUAUUCGUGGGAUUAUGGAUUAUUCCGACGAUAAAAGAAAACAGUUUUAUAUUUCAGAGUUCACGGAAGAACAGGGGUAGCGCUGGCGGGUAUUUCCUUGCCGGACGAAAUAUGAACUGGAUUCCGGUCGGAGCCUCGUUGUUUUCCAGCAACAUCGGAAGCCUCCACUUCGUCGGCAUGGUCGGCUCUGGGGCAGCCGCCGGCAUCGCCAUAUACCUCUAUGAGCUGAACGUAAGUACGAGUGUACUCACAGUGAUAACAGUCCCCGUUUUCCUAGAGCGAGUGUUUACGAUGCCGGAGUACCUGAAGUUGCGAUUCGGCGGGAACCGGAUACAGAUCUAUUUGACCGUGUUGGCGCUUCUAGUCUACAUCUUCACCAAGAUCUCAGCAGAUUUAUACGCAGGGGCCAUUUUCAUCGAGCAGUCCCUUAACUGGAACAUCUACCUCUCCAUUCUAGUGCUUCUUGCCGUCGCUGCAGUAUUCACAAUAGCGGGCGGCCUGACAGCGGUCAUCUGGACUGAUUUCAUCCAGACCAUCAUCAUGUUGAUAGGAGCACUCGUCUUGGCAGUCAUGGCGUUCAUGGAGGUCGGUGGUAUUGCCGGGAUCAAAGCGAAGUACCCGGAUGCUGUCUCCAACCACACGCGCCACAGCGAGGCGAACAGCACAUGCGGGCGACCACGUGGGGACUACAUGCACCUCUUCCGGGACCUUGGUGAGACUCUGGUUCGAAUCUCGCUCAGACCACGGAAGUUGUGCCUGGUGGGUAUUACAAUCAACUCCAUAUGGUACUGGUGUUCGGACCAGGUAAUAGUGCAGCGCGCCCUAGCGGGAAAGACGUACGACCACGCAAAGGCGGACACGAUCCUGUGCGCGUACAUCAAGAUACUUCCGCUCUGUAUGCUCGUACUUCCGGGCAUGAUUGCGCGCAUCCUGUUUCCAGAGACCGUGGGAUGUACCGACUCGGAAAUAUGUAAAGAAGUGUGCGGCAGUCCAGGGGGCUGUUCCAACGUAGCAUACCCCACCCUCGUCCAGUUCGUUGUACAUGACAGUGUGCGCGGCAUGAUGCUCGCGGUGAUGAUGUCAGCGCUGAUGUCAUCGUUGACGUCAAUAUUCAACAGCAGCAGCACCAUAUUCGCCAUGGACAUCUGGACUCACAUCCGGAAGAAGGCGUCCGAACUGGAACUUAUGAUUGUGGGAAGGAUGUUCGUGAUUGUCUACGUGGACAUUAAUGACCAGAUAGUAUCAAGAUCGUACUGCGUUGACAUUGAUGGCUGUAUUUGGUCAACACCAUACCACGUGGAUAUUAAUGGCUAGAUAGUAUCAAGAUCGUACAACGUCGUCAUUGAUGACUGUCUUUGGUCAACACCAUACCACGUGGACAUAAAUGACCAGACAGUAUCAAGAUCGUACUGCGUGGUCAAUGAUGGUUGUAUUUGGUCAACACCACACCACGCGGACAUAAAUGACCAGAUAGUAUCAAGAUCUUACUGCGUGGUCAUUGAUGGCUGCAUUUGGUCAACACCAUACCACGUGGACAUUAAUGACCAGAUAGUAUCAAGAUCGUGCUGCGUUGCCAUUGAUUACUAUAUGGUAUAAAAGCCGUACUGCUUGGGCAUUGCUGACAAUAUUGUGUUAACACAGUUCUACGUGGAAACGGCUUAGCAUACUUUGUUGACAUUUUGACUGCAGUACGCGGACAUGUACGACUGUCUGGUGAAAAAUCCGUGAACAUUGGUGACUACCUUGUAUAAACAUCGCACA